Messenger RNA from Cataglyphis hispanica, 1063 nucleotides. It is a transcript of the gene Sgt1, whose product is annotated as protein SGT1 homolog. Gene Ontology annotation, biological process: protein stabilization. The record is from RefSeq and is a predicted model, not a curated record. The coding region runs from base 190 to 852 and encodes 220 amino acids. Lineage: Eukaryota; Metazoa; Arthropoda; Insecta; Hymenoptera; Formicidae. Gene Ontology annotation, molecular function: protein-folding chaperone binding. The transcript is spliced from 5 exons.
GGCGAUCUAUGCGCUCAUGGCAAUCCAACUAGCGACUCAUAGAACGGGCCUUAAGUGACAGGGCGACAGUUACAUUGUUUUGCAGCAUCUUUCGGUUACUUGACAAUAGGAAGAUUCUAGAAAGAUAAAAAUCUUACAUUUUAUCUUAUAUUACUUUGUUUCAUAAAGAGAGUGAAUGAUGAGGAUAUAAUGGCUGCUGACAACGUUAUCACCAAAAUGGAAAAUAAUGGAAUGCCCGUUCCAAAAAUAAAACAUGAUUGGUAUCAAACAGAGACCCACGUUAUUGUGACAAUACUUGCGAAAAAUACGGAAAAUGUGAAAGUUGCAUAUGAAGAAAACACACUAAGUGUGUCUGCAAAGUUACCGUCUGGUAAUGAAUAUAGUUUAGAAUUAGAUUUGGCUCACCCAAUAGUAGUCAAACAAUGUACACACAAAGUAUGGCCAUCUAAAAUAGAAAUUAAACUGAAAAAACAGGAUGAUCUUAGGUGGAUGACAUUAGAGGGAAAUCCAGUUGAACAGAAUAAAGUAAAACCUAUACCAAAUGAAAUACUCCAAGCUAGCCAACAAACAUCUAAAUACCCAAGUUCCUGUAAAGUAUACAGAGAUUGGGAUAAAGUAGAAAAAGAAAUAGAAAAACAAGAGGCAGCUGAACAACCAGAAGGUGAUGCAGCGAUAAAUGCUCUGUUCCAACAAAUAUAUGGUAAAGGAUCUGAUGAAGUAAGACGUGCGAUGAACAAGUCCUUUUUAGAAUCUGGCGGCACUGUUUUGAGCACUAAUUGGGAAGAAGUAGGACAUGGAACAGUUGAAAGAAAACCGCCAGAUGGGAUGGAAUGGAAAUCUUGGGAUUCAUAAUUUGACAAAUUUUUAAAUAUCAGUUUUUCAGUGUUUUAUGUAUGCAAUAAUUGCAUUCUCUCUCAAUUAUAUAUAAAGACAUACAUAAGUAAAUAUAUCAUACAUAUGAUUACUCAAUAUAAGAUAUAUAUUAUUAAGAAAGUAGGCAACAUUGUGUGAUACUUCAUACUUUGUAAUAUUUCUUUCUAUAUGAUGAUUCAAUAAUACAAUA